UGAAACUGAUUGGUCCACAUCAGAGACAGCUUUCUUUAGAGCCGAGUCUCAAAUGGUGUUAGAUGGGAGGACGCCAAAAGGCGAAUAUCAUUGCUUGUCAUAUUAAUACAAGCAAGCUUACUUUAUUUAAAUUCUGCCCUGCACAUUUAACAAUGAAGUGCAAGAAUAGCGCGAACAUGUAUAUGUUGUGCACUUUUAAAAUUAGUAAAUGGGUCAUCUACAUGAAAGAUUGUAAAAUGUAUCAUGUAUAUUUUGUUCAAUUUGUAUUUUUUUGUUAAUUUGUUAUAUCACCCCAGGAACGAAGAAGCAGAGAGGUCCCAUCAUCUAUCCUGAUCCAAUUUUAUGCGGCCAGACUUCACAAUGCCUCUGCUAUUGUUAUUGCUUUGCUCCAUGUGGCUGUCUGCAGAUUGUCUUCCAAAUUUCGAAGUGGAGCGCUACGAUGGGUGGUACAACAAUUUGGUGAACAUUCAGUGGGGCUGUGCAGGGAGCAAGCUGCUGCGCCUGGCUCCGGCGUCGUUUGCCGAUGGCGUCUACCAGAUGUGGGACGAGCCCGCGGUGCCCAACGCACGUCGCUUGAGCAGCAGCGUCAUGCGGGGAGAGAGCGGCCUUCCCUCGGCCCUCAACCGCACCGUGCUGGCCGUCUUCUUCGGUCAGCAAAUAUUGAAUGAGAUCAUGAACACUAAACAGCAAGGCUGCCCCGCCGAGUUUGUCAAUAUCAGAAUCCCAUCGAAUGACUCGGCAUUCUCAAAUGGCGCCUACAAAGUCCUGCCGUUCCAGCGCAGCCACUGGGAUGAGGAUACUGGAUCGUCUCCAAACAACCCCAGGACGCCGUCGAAUAUGGUGACGGCUUGGAUUGAUGGAAACUCGAUAUACGGAUCCUCGCAGACUGCUUGCAAUGCACGCCGCAAGUUUGCGAAGGGAAUGUUGAAAACCAGCAGCAAUGGGUUUCUUGCGCCCCUUGCAGAAGACUCAUCCACAUUGAUUAAUAUUCGCUCUCCGUCUCACGAGGUUGGCAGCGUCGUGCCUCAGACCCAAUAUGUUUUUGGGAGUCCGUGGGCAAAUGAGAGCCCGUCCCAGAAGGCCUUGAGCACGGUGUGGCUGCGCUACCACAACUACUGGGCAAGGAACCUGAGCAUGGCUCACCCUGAUUGGAAUGACGAGGAAGUAUUUUCAAAUGCACGGAAGUGGGUAGUGGCCAUAUAUCAGAACAUUAUUCUCUAUGAAUGGUUACCAGCGAUGCUUGGACAAAAUGUGUCAGACUACACAGGGUACAAGAUGCACGUGCAUCCAGGUAUCUCGGUGGAGUUUGAGGCAGCCGCCAUGAGGUACAGCCAAACCAUGCUUCCUCCAGGCGUUUACACGAGGAAUGAAUCCUGCCAUUUCAAGCCAACCGAGUCUGGUUUUAUUGCAAGUCGUGUGUGCAACAACUACUGGAAUCAUAAGGUUUUCGAAUCGUGGCAUGAAGUUGACGAAAUUCUGCUGGGAAUGGCUUCUCAGAUCGCUGAGAAAGAGGACCACAUUGUUGUCGAAGAUAUCCUUGACAGGAUGUACGGACCUCUGAAGGCCUCCCGCCUGGACCUCAUGGCCAUGAACAUUCAGCAGGGUCGCGACCACGGAGCUCCCAGUUACAACGAGGUGCGGCGAGCUGUGAAGCUGCCUCCUGUCUCGCAAUGGGGAGACAUCAACCCCAGGCUCAAUCAAAGCAACCCCGAGGUGAUCGAGCGACUGAAGCAGGCCUAUAACGGUGACAUCUCCCGGUUGGAGCUGUGGCCGGGGGGGCUAUUGGAGUGCCAGGGGGGGCCUGGGCCCCUGUUCUCGCGCAUCCUCGUCGAUCAGUUUGAGCGCAUCCGCGACGGGGACCGCUUCUGGUUUGAGAACACCAACAACGGGAUGUUCACAGACACGGACGUAGAAGCGGUGCGAGGCAUGCGGUUCUCAAGCGUCUUGAGGGCUACAAUGAUGAUCGAUGAGAACUCCGUCCAAGAAGAGGUUUUCUUCUGGAGAAACGGGGACCCUUGCGAGCAGCCCAAGCAGCUCAGAGUGGAGGACUUGGAGGUGUGCACACCCCCACAGACCAUUGACUACUUCUCCGGGAGCGUGGUCACCUUCAUAAUCACCAACGUGCUCCUCUUGCUCAUACCUGCAGCAUGCGUUGCAGCUUUGUGGUGCGUCUCUUACAACCGCAAGAGGAGCUUCAAGAAGUUGACAGACCAGAAUGACCCAAAAACUGAAGCAAAGAAGGAGACAGACGGCAUUCCUGCCAGGGAAUGGCGGGGCAAGAAGGAACCCCUGCGGGACGUGCGGUUGAGAUUCGACGACGCGGGAUCGAUCAAGGUGCUGGACUGCGCGGGGGCCCUGCUGCGAAGCCUGGAGGUGAAGGCCCUGUCCGGCGUGGAGCUGCUCUUGGCCAGCGACAGGGGCAACCUGCUGCUGGUGCACGUGCCCAAAGAGUACGACCUGGUGAUAUUUUUUGAAUCGACUAUCCAGCGGAGUACAUUUGAACAUCGGCUAAAAGAAAUUGUGACAAAAGUUGCCAAUCACUCCGUUAAGACGGACGCUGGAACUAAAAAGGCAAUUUUAAAACGUGCCAUUACAAAGCAGCAGAGGAAGGUUUUGCUGGAGACAUCAUUCAAGACGAUAUUUUCCAAGGUUUUGAAGAUUGACCCGGAGAGAAAUGUGGAGAUGCAGGCAGAUGCAGUUAAACAGUCGCUCGAGUGUGAGCUGUCUCGCGAAGAGCUGGGCGAAUUGCUAGGCCUGAAGCCCAGCUCCACAUUUAUGCAGGGCAUAUUUCAUCUGACUGGCAAAGACGAUGAUGGGUACUUAUCCUUUAAUGAGCUGACUGAUGUGCUUGGCGUCUUCAUAACAGGUACUGCUGAGGAAAAAUCCAAACAGAUGUUUGACAUGUACGCCACGAGGAGGUGUGGUCCCAUGACGAAGGAGAAGUAUGAAUUCAUGCUCAGGUCAUUCUUGGAGAUGGCGAACUACAAGUUACAAAAGAAGGAAGAGGACAGCAUCAUCAACGCAUUGUUUAGUAAACAAGAAUUCAACAAGACGGAGUUCACCUGGCAGGAUCUGCAUGCCCUCUUGGAUGAGCACUACAAUGACGCCGGCAGCCUUCAGAUUCACAUCCCAGGUAUGGAAUUGCCCCAAGCGAGACGUCAAGCAGAACGCACUGUCUCUUUCAUUCACCAUCGCAAACCAAACGGAACUACCGCCAAACGAGACCAGCCAUUCACGGACGCUGCGUACGAGCGCUACGACCGGAGCAAGCUGGGCCAGAAGAUGCAGGCCUUCAAGCGCUACGUGGAAAACUACCGCCGCCACAUCUUCUGCGUGUUCGUCUUCUACGCCGUCAUGGCCGGCGUCAUGGUCGACCGUGCCUUCCAUUAUCCAGGAGAUGCAAAAGACAUUGGUAUCCAGCAGGUAACAGAGGUUGGCAUCAGGCUGGCCCGCGGCUCGGCGGCUGGAAUUUGCCUCUGCUACUCGUUCAUCCUCCUCACCAUGUGCCGGAACAUAAUCACGGCGCUUCGCGAGACGGCGCUCAACCAAUACAUCCCCUUCGACUCGGCCGUGGAAUUUCAUCGCAUGAUUGCCAUGACCGGCCUCGUUGUGUCCAUCGUGCACACCAUUGGCCACGUGAUAAACGUGUACUAUUUCUCCAUCAUCCCGCUAAGCGUGCUCUCCUGCCUCUUUCCACACUGGUUUUACAACGACUGGUCUGAAAUACCUCCAAAAUUCUACUGGUGGUACUUUCAAACAAUCCCAGGUUUGACAGGAGUCCUCCUCCUGGCGGUCCUUGCGGUGCUCUACAUUUUCGCCAGCCGCUUCUCCCGAAGCCACUCGUUCAACGUAUUCUGGCUGACCCACCAGCUGUACUUUGCAUUCUACAUUCUGAUGCUCCUGCAUGGGAGUGUUGGUCUCGUCCAGAAGCCCAGGUUCUACAUGUAUUUUCUGCCGCCGGCUCUCAUCUUCAUGGGUGACCGGCUCCUGAGUCUCAGCCGACGCAAGGUGGAGAUUGAUGUUAUUAAUGCUGAGCUUCUCCCCUCGGGGGUUACUCACCUGGAGUUUAAACGGCCACAAGGCUUCGAAUACAAGUCGGGGCAGCUGGUGCGCGUGGCCUGCCUGAAACUGGGCCGUAGUGAAUACCACCCAUUCACGCUCACGUCCGCACCCCACGAGAACACCCUGAGCAUUCACGUGCGCGCAGUGGGGCCCUGGACCACGCGACUCCGUGAAACCUACUCUCCAGACAACUCCAGGUCCUUUUCCAAGAUAUACCUGGACGGUCCAUUUGGGGAGGGACACCAGCACUGGAAUGAUUUUGAGGUGUCCGUGCUGGUGGGAGGAGGCAUUGGAGUCACUCCUUUUGCUUCCAUCCUGAAAGACAUUGUUCACAAGUCGUCGAUCAAUGCCCGGCUCAUUUCCUGCAAAAAGGUGUACUUCAUUUGGGUGACGCGGACCCAACGGCAGUUCGAGUGGCUGACGGACAUCAUCCGGGAGGUGGAAGAAAACGACAAGAACGACUUGGUGUCCACGCACACCUACAUCACGCAGUUCGCCGAGAAGUUUGAUCUGCGCACAGCCAUGCUGUACAUCUGCGAGCGUCACUUCCAGAAGGUGUCCAACCGCAGUCUGUUCACGGGCCUUCGCUCCAUCACGCACUUUGGCCGCCCGCAGUUUGUGCCCUUCCUCAACUCCUUGGAGAAUCUGCACCCGAAGGUUGGGAAGAUCGGCAUUUUUAGCUGCGGACCUCCGGGUCUUACGAAGACCGUUGAGAAGUCUUGCCGCCAGUUAAAUGGUCAUGAUCAAACCCGCUUUGUCCACCAUUACGAGAACUUCUGAUUUCACAAUUUGCACUCAUUGCAGAUGCAAGAUACAUUUUGGUCAUAAAAUAGAAACCCCACGUAUAUCAGUAACAAAAUUAUUCACUUGCUGGUCAUGAAACCCGUUUUAGAAUGUUACGUUAUCACAAGUGGUACACUUUAAACAUCAGUUAUGUUGUGAUCUUUUAUUUUGCUGCGUUAAUUUGCAGUCAGAGAAUAAGCAGAAUAAUAAUUCGUGAAAACAAGGAGUCUUUUCAACGUACAUUUUUUUUACAUGAUAGUUAGGUUUGGUUUUAACUAUCAAGUAAUAAUUCGCACAUGCUCACAUCAAAACUGCAUUCUAAAACUACGUUUUGAUGUGGUCUGAUAGUCGGACUCAUACUGGAGUUAAAUAUUGCAGGUGUUAUUGUCUGCCUUUUUAAAUGAUGUCACAUUUUACAGACGUGGGCGAGAAGACCGGCAGCUACAAUUUGGAUAAAAAAUUUGUAGCAAUAUAACACGCAAGACCGCACCUCCGAUUAGCACACGGUUGGCUAUGUAUGGCGCGAAAGAAGUUAAACAUAUGCAUAUACGUGACAGUGUGUUCUUACCAUGGUGUCUGUGCUCGCGCAGAUAUCACUGGAUGGUCCGUUUUGAAAAGGUCUCCAUUUUGUUCCAUUCCUUCAUUCACAUUGUUGCUCCUUUGUAGAAUUGGCCUGCAUUGUUUUUUUCAAUUAUCAGUCUCACUAUCAUCUCUUCCCACUGUCUCACUCUGCUUUCUAUUCAAUUCUCUCAGUUUGGACUCUGUAGUAUAUUCUGUCCAUCUCUCGUCGGUUAUUUACAUUACCAGUCAUUGUCCAUUUCCACCUUGUUUAGUAAAAAAUAAAUAUAUAAGGUUUAUAAAAGAGUGAAUUCUUUUAUAGGUUUUGCAAUGUAUGUUUCACACAUUUCCUAAAACGUAUUCUCAUAUAUGAGGUCACACUUUCACACUGCACACGUUUGUUACAAUUUGUAACACAGUUUGUGAUUUUUUUUUUCACUACACUGCAAUUAUGACUAACCGACAUUUUGGUUUUAUUUUGGAGAUAAAAGUGAAAAAAGAUGUAAAGUAUGUUCGACAAUUUAUUUAAAAUAUCUAUUUUUAGAACGUGAUUAUAAGAUACAAGUACAGUAUUGCAAUUCUUGCCGUGUGAACGCAAUUUGAAAACACUGUUCUGUAAUUGUUGAUUGCAGUGCUUAGUUGCAAACCUAGUGUGGUGCGUUCUUAAUGUCUUUGUGCUAAUAAGCAAAUCUUAUCACAUACAUCUUAAAUAAAAAAAUGAUGUGCA
This is a messenger RNA of Petromyzon marinus (sea lamprey), 6130 nucleotides long. The record is from RefSeq and is a predicted model, not a curated record. Lineage: Eukaryota; Metazoa; Chordata; Hyperoartia; Petromyzontiformes; Petromyzontidae.